AGCGAUCAUGGCGUUGAUCAGAUCCGUGGCCGGCGUCAACUUGAGGUACUGCGUUCCUCAACGUCUCGGUGCCUUCUCUUCCUCUCUUCUCAGCCGGAAAUCUAGCAGGCUGACCUUCCGGGCCGCGUCCAACUCGCACCUUGAGGAGAAAAAUGGAGGGUGCGAAGAAAGAGAGGCAAAGGAGAAAGCGAAGGAAGCCGCGGAGAGGGGCAAGGAGGCAGUGAAGGAAGGGAAAGAGAAGGCUCAGGGGAAGGGCCGAGAGACCAUGGAGGAGGCGAAGAUGCGGGCGGAGGAGGCGAAGGCCGAGGGAUCGGAGACGGUGGAGCAGGCGAACGAGCGAACGUCGGAGGCGGCGGAUGCUGCGAGAGAGAAAGGAUCGGAAGUAGCGGAGAAGGCGAAGCAGAAGACGGGGGAGGCGACGGAACGGCUGUCGGAGAUGGCGGACAGGACGAAGGAGGGGUUGAAGGAGGGCAAGGACAGCACGAAGGAGACGGUGCAGGAGAGCAUGGACGCGGCGAAGAGGCGUGCGGACGAGGCCGGGAGGUCUGCGUCGGAGACGGCGGCUAGGGGGAGGGAGAGGGCGUCGUCUGCUGCCGAGGCUGUGAGGGACAAGGCGUGGGAGACGGCGGAAAGCGCGGAGAAGAAGACCAGGGAGGGGGCACAGAACCUCGGGGAGAAGGCGAAGCAGGGGGCUCAGAGCGCGUGGGAGGCGGCGAAGGGAGCGACAGAGAAGAUCAAGGAGACCAUCGUGGGGAAGGGGGAGGAGGCGAAGGAGCAAGCCGACGAGGCGGGUGAGGAAGCAAGGCGACGUGCUCAGAGGGAGAGGAUUGAUACAGACUACAGUGGAAACUAGGACCUCUCUUUCUCUUUCUCCUUCUCUUUCUCUUUCUCUUUCCCUCCCCUCGACCGUCGGCUUUUGCAUGCAUGAAUGAGUUCAUAGUUUUGAUGAGCUUUUGUUGGUACUAUUCUUCUCUGCCUCAGAAUCGGACGACGAACGACGUAGAUUUUCAUCUCAACUUCCCUGUUUGAAGACAGAGAGAACCGAGUGCUUUUAAAAUGUUCAGUGUUUUAGG
Nymphaea colorata (pocket water lily) is the source of this 1073-nucleotide messenger RNA. RefSeq lists its product as uncharacterized. The record is from RefSeq and is a predicted model, not a curated record. Bases 8 to 853 code for a protein of 281 amino acids. The transcript is spliced from 2 exons. Lineage: Eukaryota; Viridiplantae; Streptophyta; Magnoliopsida; Nymphaeales; Nymphaeaceae.